Molecule: messenger RNA, 1215 nt
Organism: Amorphotheca resinae ATCC 22711
Lineage: Eukaryota; Fungi; Ascomycota; Leotiomycetes; Helotiales; Amorphothecaceae
Exons: 3
Coding region: 132-1196 (354 amino acids)
Biological process (GO): sterol biosynthetic process
Cellular component (GO): endoplasmic reticulum
Source: RefSeq, a predicted model, not a curated record
UCUUGAACAAUCUCUCCUGACAUCUCCUCCGAAUCCCCAGAUCCCCAGAUCCGCGAAGCAGCAAAUCCGCAAAUCCGCAGAUACCCGCUCUCAACUACCUUCCACCUUCCGACACAUCCCUUACUCUCACAAUGGCUUCCGAUAACCCACAAAUACUACACCCCAAACCCCGCCGCCCAUUCAACCCCAAUACCGCGCCCGAGCAACCACCCAGUCCUCUCCUCACACCCUCCGCAGGCGACAACACGCCCUCCCGAACCCAUUCCAUCCUGAACCUUACAUCUUCGACCCUGCUUGGGAUCUACUCUCCCACCGGCUACGACAACGAGCGAGAAGAGCCCUCAACACCAUGGGGCACUGGUGCUGAGACGCCUGCUGUCAGCUCGACCUAUUUCCCCACACGAAGAACGGGCGUCGUACCGCCAGCGCCCCAACAAUCCUGGGUAUCUUUCGGGUUUGGUCUACUCAUGAGGGUGAUAUUACUCGGUGGUUUAGGAAUGCUGUAUGGGGUACUGGUACGGCAUCUGCAUCACGAACGGAAAUUGGCGCCGUUUCAGGUCGAAAGCAUCAUUAAGCCAGGAGACGAUUGGAGAUAUCUCUUGUUCUGGGGGGUUGCGGGCGUAGCGUUGGGUAGCUUAUUGCCGUGGAUCGACACUUUGUGUGCGGACAAGAAUGGCGAGGCCUCAUCAGGGGAGAAGGAGGGAAGUCCAGAGGUGACAGCGGAGGAGGGUUUGGAAUCUACAGGCAUAUUUGGGGCAGAUUGGACGCCUGUUGUUAGGAGUGUGGGGGCUUUUGUGGGAAUUGCUUUUGCCAUUAGGCGGCUCCCAUGGACUUCAACGCUCCAAGCCUCCCUGACCCUAGCGCUGGUGAACCCGGUCCUCUGGUACAUAAUCGACCGAUCGAAACCCGGCUUUAUCCUCUCCAGCGCGGUCGGCGCCACUGGCACCGCGCUCCUCCUCGCCUCCAACCCCGACAUGAUGCCGUCCCCGGCCUCGCCCUCCAGAAACACAACGCUGCAUACCCCUACCGGGAUUCUCUACGUCAGCAGAGAGAGCCUCGAGGGCGGCAUCUGGAUCAUAAGCGUGUUGUUUUGCAGCUGCGUCUGUUUUGGGAAUAUUGGUAGAAGACUUGCGCUCUCGGGGGGUAGGGAUAGGGCCCCGGCGGGCAAAGGGUUUCGUGGAAAAGGAAAGGGGUGACUCAUUCAUGUCUCAUGUC